Linderina pennispora is the source of this 1264-nucleotide messenger RNA. Its product is annotated as GTP-binding protein YchF. Gene Ontology annotation, molecular function: ATP hydrolysis activity; ATP binding; GTP binding. Gene Ontology annotation, cellular component: cytoplasm. Lineage: Eukaryota; Fungi; Kickxellomycota; Kickxellomycetes; Kickxellales; Kickxellaceae. The transcript has a single exon. Bases 1 to 1194 code for a protein of 397 amino acids. The record is from RefSeq and is a predicted model, not a curated record.
AUGCCUCCCAAGAAGCAAGCGACUGAGGAUAAGGCCCGGCUGGGACGGCCCGGCAACAAUCUGAAGAUUGGUGUUGUUGGUCUGCCGAAUGUGGGCAAAUCGACGUUCUUCAAUGCCAUCACCAGCUCGGCAGUCGCAGCUGAGAACUACCCGUUCUGCACGAUUGACCCCGAGGAGUCGCGUGUUGCAGUCCCGGACGAGCGGUUUGACUGGCUGUGCGAGCACUACAAGCCCUCGUCGAAGGUGCCUGCGUACCUGACGAUCAUCGACAUUGCAGGUCUGGUGAAGGGCGCGUCGGAGGGAGCUGGCCUGGGCAAUGCGUUCCUGUCGCACGUGCGUGCGGUGGACGGUAUCUUCCACGUUGUGCGUGCGUUCAACGACCCCGACGUCGUGCACGUCGAGGGCGAGGUUGAUCCGGGACGUGAUCUGGAUAUCAUCCACAGCGAGCUGCGCAUGAAGGACAUUGCGUUCCUGAGCAAGACGAUUGACGAGCAGGCGAAGAACAUUGCGCGGCUGGGCAACGGCGGUAACGCGGACGACAAGAAGAAGAAGGAGGAGUUUGGGACGCUGGAGAAGGUGCUGGAGUUCCUGAAGUCGGGCAAGGACGUGCGCAAGGGCGACUGGACGAACAAGGAAAUCUACGUGAUCAACCAGCAGAUGCUGCUGACGGCGAAGCCGGUGAUCUACCUGGCGAAUGUGAGCGAGAAGGACUAUGUGCGGCGCAAGAACAAGUUCCUGCCCAAGAUCAAGGCGUGGAUUGACGAGAACAACCCUGGAGACAUGCUGAUUCCGUUCUCGGGUGUGUUCGAGACGACGCUGCAGGCCAUGGAGGGUGCGGACCGUGACGCGUACCUGGCCGAGACCAAGGGUGCGUCGGCGUUCCCCAAGAUCAUCACCACUGGCUACCACUCGCUGGACCUGCAGCACUUCUUCACCGCCGGCCAUGGCACUGAGGUGCGUGCGUGGACCUGCCGCAAGGGCGCCAAGAUGACUGAGGCUGCGCGCUCGAUCCAUAACGAGAUCGCCGAUUCGCUGAUCCAGGUCGACGUGAUGAAGUUUGACGAGCUCAAGGCUGCCGGCUCCGAGCCCGACCUCAAGGCGCAGGGCAAGCUGUACAUCCGCGGCAAGGACGCUGUGUGCGAGGACGGUGAUGUCGUGUACUUCCGCUCGGGCAUGGGCAGGGCCAAGAAGUAAAUCUGGAUAGAGAAUAAAUCUAGCCCCUCGCAGCAAGUGGGAGGGCGAGUUUGUUUACUCCAAAAAAAAU